AUGGCGACGACAAGCAGGUCAUCAACGGGAAGACAUCAUUUGACUUUCUUCUUCCUCCUGAUUCUUGUAGCUGUUCCUGUCUUCGGUCUUCUUCCUUCUCUGUCCUCUCCUCAGUUUCUGCCACUUGCUUUUCCUCGCGACGAGAAGAAUUUUUAUAUAAAAGAUGACAUGUUCUGGAAAGAUGAGAAUCCUUUUCAGAUCAUUGGUGGCGAUUUGCACUACUUCCGCGUUCUUCCUGAGUACUGGGAAGAUAGGCUUUUAAGAGCUAAGGCUUUAGGUCUGAAUACUAUACAAAUGUAUGUUCCUUGGAAUCUGCACGAACCAAAGCCUGGGGAAAUGGUCUUUGAGGGUAUUGCUGAUGUUGUGUCCUUCAUCAAGCUGUGUCAGAAACUAGAUUUCUUGGUUAUGCUGCGUGCUGGACCUUAUAUCUGUGGAGAAUGGGAUUUGGGUGGUUUUCCAGCUUGGUUACUUGCCGUGAAACCACCUCUCAAACUAAGGACAUCAGAUCCUGCUUACCUUAAGUUGGUUAAAAGAUGGUGGGAUGUUUUAUUUCCAAAGGUAUUUCCUCUGCUUUACAGAAACGGAGGUCCUGUUAUAAUGGUUCAGAUUGAAAAUGAAUAUGGUUCAUAUGGAAAUGACAAAGUUUAUCUUCGUAAUCUAGUUACAAUGGCUAGGGAACACCUGGGGGAUUACAUUAUUUUGUAUACAACAGAUGGAGGUACAAGAGAAACUCUUGAGAAAGGAACUCUCCCCUUAUCUGAUAUCUACUCAGCUGUUGACUUCAGUACGGGUGAUGACCCUUGGCCAAUAUUUGAACUGCAAAAGAAGUUUAAUGCGCCAGGAAGAUCACCUCCACUUUCCUCAGAGUUCUACACUGGUUGGCUUACGCAUUGGGGUGAGAAGAUUUCAAAAACAGAUGCUGAAUUCACAGCAUCUUCUCUUGAAAAAAUAUUGUCUCGAAAUGGUUCUGCUGUGCUAUAUAUGGUGCAUGGAGGAACAAACUUUGGUUUCUACAAUGGAGCAAAUACUGGCUCUCAAGAAUUUGACUACAAACCAGAUUUGACAUCCUAUGAUUAUGAUGCUCCCAUCAAGGAGUCUGGUGACAUAGAUAAUCCAAAAUUUCAAGCUCUCCAGAAAGUGAUCAAGAAGUACAAUGGAGCACCAUACUCCAUAAGCCCAUCUAAUAAUCAACGGAAAGCGUAUGGCCCUAUCAAAAUGCAGAUGACAACAUCUAUGUUUGAUUUACUUAGUAUGAUAGAUCCUGCAGAUGUGACAUAUUCUCCAAACCCAAUUUCAAUGGAAUCUGCAGGGCAGAUGUUUGGAUUUCUUCUAUAUGAAUCUUCGUACACCGCAAAAGAAAGUGGGAAUAUACUCAGAAUACCAAAGGUUCAUGACAGGGCUCAAGUGUUUAUUUCAUGCAUUUCACAAGAUGUUAAUGCAGGAAUGCUGAGAUACGUUGGUACAGUUGGGAGAUGGAACAACCAACCUGUUUCUAUUCCAACAAAUGAGUGUACCUCUAACACCAGCUUAUUUAUCCUGGUUGAAAACAUGGGUCGAGUGAAUUAUGGGACAUAUCUCUUCGAUGAGAAGGGUAUUCUGUCCUCGGUUUCUCUAGAUGGUCAAAUUCUCCAUGGAUGGAGGAUGAUACCUAUUCCAUUUCACAAGUUGAAUCAAAAUCCAAAUCUCAGUUUCGAGAUGCAACAAACGAAAAAGAGAAGUGAGAAGCUCGAGCUUACUAAUGAUGUUAGUCAAAAGGAACCAGCUUUGUUUGCUGGUGAGUUCUCUAUCAACAGUGUAGAAGAAAUCAAAGACACAUAUCUAUCAUUCAGGGGUUGGGGUAAAGGAGUUGCUUUUGUCAAUAACUUCAACAUCGGAAGAUAUUGGCCGUCUGUUGGACCACAAUGCAACCUCUACGUUCCUGCACCACUCCUCAAGCCUGGCCAAAAUUAUGUGGUAAUUUUCGAGCUGGAAUCUCCACGUGUCGACCUUUGGCUGGAGGCAGUGGAUCAGGAAGACUUCACAUGCGGUUCAAAAGUUAAUCAGUUGUAG
Messenger RNA from Microthlaspi erraticum, 2049 nucleotides. The record is from the annotation of a GenBank genome assembly. Lineage: Eukaryota; Viridiplantae; Streptophyta; Magnoliopsida; Brassicales; Brassicaceae.